This is a messenger RNA of Lasiodiplodia theobromae, 3543 nucleotides long. Its product is annotated as Copper-transporting ATPAse. Gene Ontology annotation, cellular component: membrane. The transcript has a single exon. Gene Ontology annotation, biological process: copper ion homeostasis; monoatomic cation transport. The coding region runs from base 1 to 3543 and encodes 1180 amino acids. The record is from RefSeq and is a predicted model, not a curated record. Gene Ontology annotation, molecular function: ATP binding; ATP hydrolysis activity; P-type divalent copper transporter activity. NCBI's taxonomy places the organism in Eukaryota, Fungi, Ascomycota, Dothideomycetes, Botryosphaeriales, Botryosphaeriaceae.
AUGGCCAAAUCCUACCUUCCCGUGUCGACGCAGGAUGUCGACAGCUCGUUAUCGCGCUCCCCUGCCACCCACAUGGCCACCACCACCCUGAAAGUCGGCGGCAUGACCUGCGGCGCAUGCACCUCGGCCGUCGAGAGCGGAUUCCACGGAGUCGACGGAGCUGGGAACGUCUCGGUCAGCCUGGUCAUGGAGCGCGCCGUCGUCCAGCACGAUCCCACCAAGCUAUCCGCCGAAAAAAUCCAGGAGAUAAUCGAGGAUCGCGGCUUCGACGCGGAGGUGCUCUCGACCAACCUCCCGAGCGCUGCUGCGGACGCUGAGGGUGACGCGGCGUCCGACGGCCUAGUGACGACAACAGUGUCUGUGGGAGGGAUGACAUGCGGCGCGUGCACUUCGGCCGUCGAAGGCGCCUUCAAGGACGUUGCGGGCGUCAAGAACUUCAAUAUUUCGCUGCUCUCGGAACGCGCCGUUAUCGAGCAUGACCCUGGAAUGCUGAGUCCCGAGAAGAUUGUGGAAAUGAUCGAAGACACCGGAUUCGACGCAAAGCUUCUGGAAACAAAGCAGGCGCUAGCGCACUCCCAGUCCCAAGGCUCUGGCAAGCGCGGGAAUGUCCUCACCACCACCGUUGCUAUCGAGGGCAUGACGUGUGGCGCUUGCACGUCGGCCGUUGAGUCCGGCUUCAGCCAGGUCGAUGGGAUGCUGCAAUUCAACAUCAGCUUGCUCGCAGAGCGUGCUGUUAUUUCUCACGACCCGCGAAAGCUUUCGCCGGAAAGGAUUGUCGAGAUCAUCGAGGAAAGGGGCUUUGACGCAAAGAUUCUGUCUACAGUGGACAGCGUGCAGGCCUCUUCCACCAACACGACCCAACACCUCAAGAUCUACGGUCUGGUCGACGCGACUUCCGCAAGAGAAUUGGAAUCCACCUUGAACGCAUUACCCGGCGUUUCGGCUGCAUCCGUGAAUUAUUCGACCUCUCGAGCUGUCAUUACACACAACGCCUCCAUCACCGGACUAAGAGCCAUUGUCGAGGCUGUCGAAGCAGCAAGCUACAAUGCUCUUGUGGCCGAUUCGGACGACAACAAUGCUCAGCUUGAAUCUCUUGCAAAGACCAAGGAGAUCCAGGAAUGGCGCAGGGCAUUCAAGAUCUCGGCAUCUUUCGCCAUCCCCGUCUUUCUGAUCAGCAUGUUCAUUCCCAUGUUCCUGCCAUUCAUGAACUUCGGCAAAUGCCAGAUCAUGCAUGGCCUUUGGCUUGGCGACAUCCUCUGCCUUAUUCUCACCAUCCCAGUUCAAUUUGGCAUUGGAAAGCGCUUCUACAAGUCAGCCUACAAGUCAUUAAAGCACGGCUCUCCGACCAUGGACGUCCUGGUUGUUCUUGGCACCUCUGCCGCCUUCUUCUUCAGCGUGGCCGCCAUGCUUGUGUCUUUCCUCACUCCUCCGCACACCAAGCCUGCAACGGUCUUUGACACCAGCACCAUGUUGAUUACCUUCAUCACCCUCGGCCGCUACCUAGAGAAUCGAGCAAAGGGCCAGACCUCCAAGGCUCUUUCGCGCCUGAUGUCUCUCGCUCCCUCCAUGGCUACUAUCUACGCAGAUCCCAUUGCUGCGCUCAAGGCAGCGGAGGAAUGGGAUGGGGAUGAGAAGACAACCGGUGAUGACGCUGCAAUGAAUGGAAAUGCCGCAGAAGAGAGGGUAAUCCCAACCGAACUCCUCGAGGUUGGCGACAUUGUCAUCCUUAAGCCUGGCGACAAGAUCCCAGCUGACGGCACCGUCACUCGUGGCGAGAGCUACGUCGAUGAAAGUAUGGUCACUGGCGAAGCCAUGCCCAUUCUCAAGAAGAAGGGUCACGGUCUCAUGGCUGGCACGGUCAAUGGUGCUGGACGUGUGGACUUCAUCGUCACUCGUGCAGGUCGUGACACCCAGCUCUCCCAGAUCGUUCGACUGGUCCAGGAAGCCCAGACUACUCGCGCCCCUAUCCAGCGUCUGGCCGAUCUUGUUGCAGGCUACUUCGUCCCGGUCAUCGUUACCCUCGGCCUGGCAACCUUUAUUGCUUGGAUGGUCCUUAGCCACGCGCUCCCGAAUCCGCCUAAAGUCUUUUUAGAUCAUGCUAGUGGCGGUAGGCUCAUGGUCUGUGUCAAGCUCUGUAUUUCUGUCAUCGUCUUCGCGUGCCCUUGUGCUCUAGGCCUGAGCACUCCUACCGCUGUCAUGGUUGGAACUGGUGUUGGUGCGGAGCAAGGUAUCUUGGUCAAGGGUGGUGCCGCACUGGAAAUGGCCACCAAGGUCACCCACGUUGUUCUAGACAAGACUGGCACCCUCACGGUUGGCAAGAUGAGCGUAUCUGACGCCGAUAUUCGCGGCGGAUGGGCCAACUCAAAGCCCAAGGAGCGUCUGUGGUGGACCCUGAUCGGCCUUGCCGAGAUGAGCAGUGAGCACCCUAUUGCACGCGCUGUAGUCAUGGCUGCGAAGGACAACCUUGGCCUUGGUGCAGAUGGAGCUCUUGAUGGUAGCUCUGGCGAUUUCGAAGCCACCGUUGGAAAGGGUAUCUCCGCGAUUGUUGAGGCUGCCAUCUCUCCUGAGCAGAAGAGAUACCGCGUUCUUAUCGGCAACGCCGACUUCCUACGAUCGCAAGGAGUUGACGUUCCGGCAUCUUCUGAGGAAGCCGUCGCCUCGUCGAGUGACACCGCAAGCACCGAAGGCCUCGGUUCCACCGGCAUGACCACUAUUCACACCGCCAUCGAUGAGACCUUCACCGGCACUAUCUCGCUCUCCGACACCCUCAAGCCUACCGCUCGUGCAACAAUCCGCGCGCUUCGCCGCCUUGGCGUCAGCGCCUCGAUCGUAACCGGUGACCAGAAAGCCCCCGCACUGGCAGUCGCCAAAGCUGUUGGCAUCCCCGCCUCCAACGUCUACUCCAGUGCCACACCUUCGACCAAGCAAGAAAUCAUCGAGGAACUCCAGCGGCCAGUUGCUCAAGGCGGCCAGGGUCACGUCGUGGCCAUGGUCGGCGACGGCAUCAACGACUCCCCCGCGCUCGCCACAGCCGCCGUCGGCAUCUCGCUCGCGUCCGGUACCGACAUCGCAAUGGAGGCGGCGUCGGUGGUGCUCAUGAAGCCCAACGACCUGCUCUCGAUCCCCGCAUCGCUGCAUCUGUCGCAGACCAUCUUCCGCCGCAUCAAGCUCAACCUCCUAUGGGCGUGCGGCUACAACUUCAUCGGCCUGCCCUUCGCCAUGGGCUUCUUCCUACCAUGGGGUCUGUCACUGCACCCAAUGGCCGCCGGCGCCGCCAUGGCCUGCUCCUCCGUCUCCGUCGUCGCCUCCUCGCUCGCGCUGCGCUGGUGGCGCCGCCCCCGUUGGAUGAGUCUCGAGAACCUUGAUCCCGCCGCCGCCGCGCUGGAGGCCGCCUCCGGUGAGAGCAAGUCAGCUACUAUCAAGAGCAACGGCGGUCUUGCCGGCAUCGUAGCUUGGGUCAAGAGCUUGUGGACUGAGAGGAGGAGGGAGAGGGAGGAAGCUGGGUACGCGCCCGUCCCUCUACGCGAUAUGGGUGAGGUGUGA